UUGGGCCGGCCUUCGUGGACACGCAUUUCCGGCGACGCCUCGGCACUGACCUCUGCAGAGCCGGGUGGAGCCCAUUGACGUCCAGCGAAGCGAAGAGCAGCGAUGGACGGUCGGGUGCAGCUGAUAAAGGCCCUCCUGGCCUUGCCGAUCCGGCCUGCGACGCGUCGCUGGAGGAAUCCGAUUCCCUUUCCCGAGACGUUUGACGGCGAUACCGACCGGCUCCCGGAGUUCAUCGUGCAGACGGGCUCCUACAUGUUCGUGGACGAGAACACGUUCUCCAGCGAUGCCCUGAAGGUGACGUUCCUCAUCACCCGCCUCACGGGGCCCGCUCUGCAGUGGGUGAUCCCCUACAUCAAGAAGGAGAGCCCCCUCCUCAAUGAUUACCGGGGCUUCCUGGCCGAGAUGAAGCGGGUCUUUGGAUGGGAGGAGGACGAGGACUUCUAGGCCUGGAGACCCUCGGGCCUGGGGGCGGGUGCUCUGGAGAGGGUCCGCUGUGCCAAUGGCCGCCGCCAGGGUCGCCACCGGUGCCCUCCCUCCUCGCCUCCCUCCCUCUCGAGCCGCCGCGAUGUCCCCUGCGCUCCUGUCCCCUCCCGCGUAGUGCUUGCCUUUGUUCCAGGAAUAGCGCUCCAGGCUCCUGCCGCCGCCCCUGGGCCUCACUUUGGAGCGAGCUGCCGCCGCCCUCUUCUUCCAUCCGGCCAGCCCCACCCAUGCAUAUUUGGACGCUGUCCUGCUCUCCAGCUGCAAGCUGGGCUCCUGUUACACACUGGAUUAGACCACCCACAGCCGCCGCUGCCAACCCUCCUCCACCCCACGAGACUGCCAGACGACUACAUCAUUCUGCCCACAGACCUGCGCUGCCACUGCCAUCGCCAUCCACCGCAUCCCAGUGAUCUGGACUCACCUCGGAGGUAUCUGAGCUGGCCACAGCCCCUGGACAGUGAUCCAGACCGCUGGCUGCACCCCAAGGGAUCUGUCACCUUCAGCGAGACCUAUUUCCUCCCCACUCCCAAAGACCUCUUGUGUUCCUGCCUAGGCCCAGGUGUGCCUGGCAGCCAAAUCGAGUCUCUAAUUUUCUCUUGUGGACCAGUUAGUUUUGACCAUAACCCAGUUUUCUGAGUUUGCAGCUGUCUCUCUGAUGUGUGCCUUUUGUUCAACACAGUAACCCCUGCAUUCUGCUCUGCUCUAAUACACUACCUGGAGAAAGUCUUUUCCUUAUUUUCAAUAAAUGUCAGACAUUAUUGAAAAGAAA
Molecule: messenger RNA, 1249 nt
Organism: Callithrix jacchus (white-tufted-ear marmoset)
Lineage: Eukaryota; Metazoa; Chordata; Mammalia; Primates; Cebidae
Gene: RTL8C
Product: retrotransposon Gag like 8C
Source: RefSeq, a predicted model, not a curated record